AUGUCUAGUAACACUGAAUUUGGUAAUUCAAAUGAUUGGGUUAAUUGGAUUAAAGAAUCUACUACGAACAAACAAAUUAAAUGUUAUGACUAUAAACAUUUUAAUAAUAUUCAAGAAAUUGGUUUUGGAAGUUUUGGAAAAGUUUAUCGUGCAAACCUGAAAAAUUCUCAUAGUUAUUUAGCAUUGAAGUCUUUUUUUAAUUUUAACAACAUGACCAAAGAAAUUGUUAAUGAAUUUAAACUUCAACGUGAAGUAGAUUUUCAUGAAAAUAUUAUUCGCUUUUAUGGAAUUACAACGGAAAUCCAAAGUGAUAAUUCAAAAAAAUAUUUGCUAGUGAUGGAAUAUGCUGAUAGCGGCACCCUUCGAAACUACUUAAGUGAACACUUAGAAUACCUCACUUGGAAUAAUAAGUUAAAUUUGGCACUUCAAUUAGCUAAUGCUAUAUCAUAUUUACAUGAUAAAGAAAUCGUACAUCAUGAUUUGAAUUCCAAUAAUAUACUAGUUCAUAAGAACACCAUCCAAUUGACUGGUUUUGGAUUAUCAAAAAGAAUUGAAGAAUCAUAUAAUAUUCAAUCAAAAUUAUAUACUAAUGUUGAUCCACAAACAUUUAGUCAAUUACAAUUAUAUUCAUUAAACAAAAAAAGUAAUGUUUACAGUAUUGGCUUACUCCUAUGGGAAAUCUCUAGUGGACGGCCACCUUUUUGUGAUGAAACAUAUGAUGUUGGUUUGGCUGUGGAAAUAUUACGAGGGGAGAAGCCUAUUCCUAAUACACCAGAUGACUAUGUAAAAAUAUAUUGUGAAUGUCGGAAUAAUGAGCCAGAUAAUCGUCCAACUAUCAACCAGGUUGUUGCAAAAUUAAAUGCAAUUAUUUCAGAUUUUCAACAAAAUGAUUAUAAUUCAGACAUCCAAUUAUCAAGAAAUCAGCUGUUUAGAUUAAAUAAUGAUAAUCCAUUAAAUGAGAAAAUGUCUCAAAUUGUUCAAAAUUUUAGUAGGAAUAAUAUAAAAGAAAUAGAACCUUUAAUGUCAAAUCUAAUUAUAAAUAACUUUAACUUGGUGGUUAAUAAUAUAAUUCUUUUUCUUGAAAAUACAGAUGUAAAAAUGAGAAAAAGUGCAAUUGUUAAUUAUCUUAAUAAUCACGAUAUAGAUUCACAAGAAAUUUAUUAUUGGUUAUUAGAUUGUCAAGAUAAUUCUAGUUAUGUUUUUUUACUUGGAGUAUUUUAUCAUUUUGGAAUUGAAACUAAUGUUGAUAGACAAAAGGCAUAUGAAUUAUAUCAAAUGGCUGCAAAUACUGAAAAUUUACUUGGAAUAACUAGUUUGGCCCAUUGUUAUAUAAAUGGAAUUGGUACUAGUAUUAAUAAACAAAAAGCAUUUGAUUUAUUCAAAAGGGCUGCAAAUUUAGGAAGUGCAAUUGGAACAUUUAAUCUAGGAAAUUGUUAUAGAGAAGGAAUUGGAACUACUAUUAAUAAACAAAAAUCUUUUGAAUUAUUUCAAAAGGCUGCAAAUUUAGGAAAUACACCUGGAAUGACUAAUUUAGGAAAUUGUUAUUUUUGUGGAUUUGGAAUUGAUGUUGAUAAACAAAAAGCUUUUGAAUUAUAUCAAAAGGCUGCAAAUUUAGAAAAUUAUUUAGCUCAAUAUAAUCUUGCUUCUAUGUAUGAAAGUGGAAAAGAUGUUAAAAAGGAUAUAAAUCAUGCAAUUUAUUUAUAUGAAAAAUCUGCUAAACAAGGAUUUCAAAAAGCUCAAAAUAAAUUUGAUGAAUUAAUUAAUUUAAAGAAUUAAAUUGUAUAGUAAUAAAUUUUUUAAUAUAUUUUAUAUAUACUUUUUUUCAUGGUGUUUAAAGAAUUUAACAUCUACCUUCAAAAGUACCCGGGUAGCUCUGGAAAAUGUUCAUUAUUAUCUUAACAAUCAAUCAGAGAUCAGAAUUUAAUAUUUAUUAAUCAGUAUCAAGAUAUAUGUAAUCACAAAUUUUCAUGUUUCUAAGAUUGAUGGAUCAGAAAUUAUUUGCAAAAUGUUUAAAAACAGUAUCAUCAAUUUUAAGGAUAUGAAAAUAAUACUGCAAUUAUUUUCACCUUGAAAAGAUGAAUUUAAUGAACUGUAGAUUGGUAAAUUCUGGAAAUUCUGAUUACUGGUUGCCAAAUUAAUAUUACAAAAAUUUCAUUAUUUUUUUUACAUUUUAAUAAACAAGCAUUUUUUAAAUAACAAAAUGAUUAAAAACAU
Messenger RNA from Rhizophagus irregularis DAOM 181602=DAOM 197198, 2214 nucleotides. RefSeq lists its product as uncharacterized. Lineage: Eukaryota; Fungi; Glomeromycota; Glomeromycetes; Glomerales; Glomeraceae. Gene Ontology annotation, molecular function: protein kinase activity; ATP binding; protein binding. Gene Ontology annotation, biological process: protein phosphorylation. The record is from RefSeq and is a predicted model, not a curated record.